AUUAAAUUGAGGGUGGGGUUUCCUUUCGACAAGACAUUCUUGGCUUUCUGUUAUCUGGAAACAAUUUUCUGAAACCUUCCCCUUGUAAAUGUAAAUGCCGCCUCCACCGCCAACACAAAGGAGAAGCAGCUGUGCCCCACUAUCCAUCAGCGCUGUCCUUCUCUAGCUGCGCACGACUGGAUCAAAAGUACAUUUUUGGAGCUUGUUCCUUCUCUCCCAGUCUGCAUUCUCCGGAACCCGGGCACACGAUCACAGCCAAAAGAAAGGAAAACGAGGAGAGAAGACCUGCCUACUUCAAGUCCAAUCCUGCCGCAGUUUCUCGCUUGUCACUUUGGCCAGCACUCCAGCACUGAUUCCGUGAGAUACAUUAUUUGCACGACUAACUUCUUCUCUCCUAAUUGCUUUAAAGGUCUCCAUCUCCCUGGGAUGAACGCUGACCCACCCCCUCUAGUGGUCAAUGAAAACUGAGCUCCGCUGAACCACAGCGCAAUAUCCAGUGUGGAUAUAACCGUCAUUUAAUUACGCCGAUCUCGUGCUUAAGUUCCAUGUACAUCAGUCAGACUUGAGUAAAUAAAACAGAAGUGUUUAUAAAGCUGAAUCAACACAUUCAAGGUGCCCGAAAACAUGAACCGCGUAUCACUGAACACGGCAAUGUUUAGCAUAAUUUGAGCUACUCCGAGACCAUUCUCUUGGGCGAACGAAAGUAUCAUGGUAACUAUGGGACACUCUUAUACUACAGUUGCCCAAAAUGUGGCGCCCAUGCCUGCUUCCUCCCCACCGUUACUGCGGCAAAUAUUCGACGAGUACCAAAAUAAUGGCGUCAUCGUGAGGCAUUACAACUACACCGGCAAGCUGCAGGAGAACCGGUACCGUAACGGACUGAAACCAGAAGCCAUCACUUUCCUGGUCAUCUGCCUGCUCAUCGUGCUGGAAAACGCUGUAGUGUUGGUGGCCAUCUGGAAGAACAAGAAGUUCCACCUACCAAUGUAUUACCUUUUGGGCAAUCUGACGCUGUCCGACCUGCUGGCGGGAUUCACCUACAUGGUCAACAUUGUGCUGUCAGGUCCCAGAACGCUAGAACUGACACCCCUGCUUUGGUUCCUGAGAGAGGGAGGUGUCUUCAUCACUUUGGCCGCCUCCAUCAUCAGCCUUUUGGCUAUCGCCAUUGAGCGUCACGUCACUAUGGUUAAUAUGAAGACCUACCAUAGAGCAAAGCGGUACCGAAUGUUCGCUCUAAUCGGGGCUAGCUGGAUUCUGUCACUGUUGCUAGGGAUCCUUCCUAUUAUGGGCUGGAACUGCAUGGGCCAUUUGCCGGGGUGCUCCACAGUGCUGCCAUUGUAUGCUAGGAGUUACAUCCUGUUUUGCGUCUCUGUCUUCAUUGCGGUUCUGCUGGCCAUAGUUGUGCUCUACGUGCGCAUCUUCCGCAUCGUCAAGUCCAACACGCGGAAACUGGGCUGCCUACGCAAGAGCCAGGCCCGCAAGUCACGGAAAUGCAUGGACCUGCUCAGGACAGUCACUAUAGUGCUUGGGGUCUUCAUCGCUUGUUGGCUGCCUCUUUUCGUGCUGCUGCUGUUGGACUUCUUCUGCAAGGUGGGCCAGUGUUUCGUGCUCUUCAAGGCCGACUACUUCCUAGGCAUCGCCAUAAUCAACUCCUUGCUCAACCCCAUCAUCUACACGCUCACCAGUAAGGACAUGCGGCGGGCCAUCAUCCGCCUGCUGUGCCGCCCCUGUCUCAUGACGGAGGAUGGACAUAUAAAGAAGAUUGGAAUACCCUUCCUGGAUUGCAGCACGAGCAAAAUUGAAAAGUCUGCAUACAGGCUGGAGGGCUUGGAAACCACAGUCUCCUCAGGGAACAUUACCCCUUCAACCAUCAAAGUACUGUACCCAAGGAUGUUGAAGUCCUGAGCCAACUGCUUAACCUUAAAGACUUUUAAAAAGAGUGUCUUGUUCGUUACCAUGGAAGAGGCCAAAGCAGUUCUUUCUAAGCGGUUUAUUAGCUGUUUGACAGAGAAAUCUGGGAGCCCAAAUAGCAAUGACUGAAAGAACCGCUUUGCCAAAGACCCUAUAACAGAUCAUUCCAUUGUGUUCUCUGCAUUAUAUUCUCGAAUGAAUGGGCUAAUGUUGGUCACUGUCAAAGGAGUGGCGAUAUUAAGUCCAACACAGCACACAUUUGUGCACGGACAUGGGUUCUGUGUAUUUCAUUUGCAUGGUAUUCUGAGUGUCCGUUUCUUGGUCUUAUGUUGCAUAAGGGUCAACAUUAUACUACGAAUUCUCCAAUCAAGGUUGGAAAAUGCUGUCACUUCUGAGUAGCGUGUGCACUGAGGCACUCGUAUUUCCAGCCUAAAAGGGUUGCGCGUCGGAUGUGUUCCUUUCCGCAGCCUGGCGUUAUUCGUAAACAGGUAGGACAGCCUCCCAGCGUGCAUGAAAAAUGUCUUCAUUUCAUGGACAUCUGUGGCUCAAAGGUGCCGGCUGGAGCACGGCUCUGCCGUGGUGUUCUGACAACGCAGGCAAUGGAUCCUUGGAUGGGCACGAGGUGUCACUCGAGCCACAGGGCUCCCUCGGGAUGCUGGAGGAUUUUCGCCAGCGCACAUAUAUUCAGCUACAUAGAUGAGUAAUAUCUGCACCUGCAGAAAAGUAAUGGGGGAAAGUGGCUCCACGUUGUCUCUGGGUCAAGGAUACGACCGUAAAGCACUUGCCAACUUGAGAAGUAGCUGGGUGACUUGUGUAUAGGAAAAACACUGGCGUUAUAACAUCAGAUACGCCUAUAAUAUCGAUGUACGCCUGCAUUGGGCUGUUCAAUAACAUACAAUAAGUGUAUUCUGACAUAAUUGCAUCUACAGCAUUGGUGCAAAGGGACACGAUCCUAGAAUAUAUCUAAAAGUGGCUUUAUCUUUUUGUUGACCUGCAAACGUGUAACAAUGCAUUAUAUAAUAACACCGCAUUAUGCAAUGACUCGACAAAAUGUUACAAGUUUAUAGACUACAUUAUCAUUUUAUACUGCAACAUAACCUGUUACUAUCAUCAUCAGCGUUGUUAUCAUUAAGUUUGUUACAUUCUGUCGAGUUACUACAUAAUAUGUUGUUAUUAAACAGUAUGAGGGUUCUGAAGGUUUAAGACUGAAAGUCGUUCAGGGGUUUCAGUUCAGAUUUCAUUGGUGUAGCAUAAUAGCACAAACAUCUGUACUGUAAAGGUCUUCAUAGGUCACUAGGAUUAUGCGCAUGUAAAUCUUCAUAUGCUGACUUUUAUGCAGAUGUACAAAACAGCACUGUAUAAUCACUUAUGUCUACAUUGUUCAUAACUUUUUACAUUAAAGGUUUUCUAAUUUA
Brienomyrus brachyistius is the source of this 3326-nucleotide messenger RNA. RefSeq names its product sphingosine-1-phosphate receptor 5b (gene s1pr5b). Bases 709 to 1905 code for a protein of 398 amino acids. Gene Ontology annotation, molecular function: sphingosine-1-phosphate receptor activity. Lineage: Eukaryota; Metazoa; Chordata; Actinopteri; Osteoglossiformes; Mormyridae. The record is from RefSeq and is a predicted model, not a curated record. The transcript is spliced from 2 exons. Gene Ontology annotation, biological process: G protein-coupled receptor signaling pathway. Gene Ontology annotation, cellular component: membrane.